AUUAGGGCUUGGCUAUGGUGUGAGAAGACGAUGAGGCUAUGCGUGGUUGGCGGCAUUGGCCAGGUGAGUGUCCCGGGGCACUGCAAUGUGGGAAUCUGCUGCAAGGGAUUCGCGAAUGGCUGCUCGUUCCGGAGCAUCUGCAAUCGCUUGGAACAGCGCUGAUCUACAUCCAGAUUGGGUGCGCAUUUCUCGGCUCGCUAAGCAAGCUCUACACUGGAGUUCCCGUGGCGGAAUUGGCCAUCGCCCUCUUCGCUCUCAUAGCCAUCGAGAGUGGAAUCCAAGUUUUGCUUCGAAUCUAUCUCGUCCUCAUGGGAUGCAACCUUCUCCUCGACGUUUCUUGGUUCGUCCUCGUCGCCAAUGAGCUCAGGAACAUUGCUCCUGGAAAGCUCUCGGCUAUGGCGCUGUAUAUAUUCCUGGGACUCCAAGCCACGAGCUCCAUUGCCCGGAUGGUCUCGGCAUUCAUCUGGUUUCCAUUGAUCCGGGAAGGCUUCUCGUCGCAUGAUGUUGCCUCGUAUCAGCCAGUUAACUUCGAUGCGCGCCUUGCCACCCUCGGCGAGGUCCCGCGAUCGGAGCCCUUCUGGCCGGAUGAGAGCCAAGCUUCGCAAAGCGAGACCCUGGCUGGAUCCAUCUAUGAUCCGGUUUACUUCUCGUCAUUGUUUGAGGACACCAAGGUGAGACCUUUCUUUGAGCUUCAAGAUUUCUUCUCUCUGUUUCCUAAAAAUUAUGUUCUUUGCGGGCAGGAUGGCGAGCAUCAGAUUAUUUUGCAGCGCUGAAUGAUCCAUCUUGCAGAAAGCAAUAUAAAUUUUUUGUGUAAAUUUACGAACAUUACAUUGUUGUAGCUCUCAUAAUUUUUUCAUAAUUUAAAAAAUUUAUGUA
Molecule: messenger RNA, 876 nt
Organism: Selaginella moellendorffii
Lineage: Eukaryota; Viridiplantae; Streptophyta; Lycopodiopsida; Selaginellales; Selaginellaceae
Exons: 3
Coding region: 39-773 (244 amino acids)
Source: RefSeq, a predicted model, not a curated record